AUGACAUACAAGACGUACCACGAUCAUACGGUUGACGUUAGGGCCAGAAAGUCCAAGUGUGUGGCCCGGCACGAGUUCCUUGACGUUGCUCGGUAG
Molecule: messenger RNA, 96 nt
Organism: Fusarium verticillioides 7600
Lineage: Eukaryota; Fungi; Ascomycota; Sordariomycetes; Hypocreales; Nectriaceae
Exons: 1
Coding region: 1-96 (31 amino acids)
Source: RefSeq, a predicted model, not a curated record